AUGAGUUACGGACUGCAAGGUGUCUAUGAAACGACUAGUAGUACUAGUACUAGUAAAGAUAUGGAAUAUCAUCAAUAUCUUCGGCAUGAUGGGCCAUCGAGGACAUAUUCAAAUGAUUCUCACAGUUCAUCAAUAUCAAACGGCGGUCAUCAUAGAUUAGACGAAAUUGAAGAUGAACAGUUAGAACAAGAAGAAGGAGAAGAAGAACAACAACAACAACAAAUAGAUGAUGAUUAUGAAGAAAUUGCACCUGACCGACCUAGAUUACUCAUGUGGGGCUUAACAAAAAGUGGUAAAACCUCGAUAAUUAAACUAAUAUUUGAAAAAAUGACAGCCGGUGAAACACUUCAACUUCCAGAAACAAAAACAAUUCAAAUACAUGAACUCUCAUGCGGAAUUCAUGUCAGAUUUCAAAUUCGCGAUGUACCCGGUCCAAAAACAACAUCUCUGUUGGACUUUGAUGCCUAUUCGUCUGAAUGUACGACAAUUGUAUUUAUUCUUGAUGCUACGGAAGAUUGUUCAGAUGCUAUUAAUCUAUUAGUUAGUUCUAUGCAAUGGAUGCAUUCAAAUGGUCAUAAUGUACGGUUUGAAGUAUUGAUUCAUAAAAUUGAUGGUGUACAUGAACCAGAUCGUUUAGAUCGUCAUUCGCAUAUUCAACAGCAAGUAACAGUCAUGUUACACGAAUGCUCCAUAGAAGAACCGUUAAUAAAUUUCUAUAUGACAAGUAUUUACGAUCAUUCGAUACAUGAAGCCUUCAGUAAAAUCGUUCAGAAUCAAAUUAGACAGUUACGUGCACUUGAAAAUAUGCUUGAUUUAGUUACAGCGAGUACUCAAUUGGAUAAGAUCUUCGUUUGUGAUAUUUAUAAUAAAAUAUUUCUUGCGUCCGAUACGAAACCUGUCGAAAGUCAAAUAUCGGAAUUAUGUUGUGAUGUUGUUGAUGUUUAUACAGACAUUUCGUCUAUAUAUGGGACAAGUAAAAGCCCGGUGCUUGAUUCAAUGUCAUGCUGUACCGUUGAACUUUCAAUAGGACUUGUUUUAUAUUUAAAAAAUAUUAAUCCGACAACAGCACUUAUAUGUAUUUUAAAAAAAGAGCCAAGAAUUAACGAAGCUUUGAUGGAUGUUAAUUUAAAUAUCCUAAAAAAAAAUAUUCAAAAAUUAUUUCUGCCUAAUACAAAGCGUUUAGCACGACGCUAA
Messenger RNA from Rotaria socialis, 1194 nucleotides. NCBI's taxonomy places the organism in Eukaryota, Metazoa, Rotifera, Eurotatoria, Philodinida, Philodinidae. The record is from the annotation of a GenBank genome assembly.